Molecule: messenger RNA, 927 nt
Organism: Truncatella angustata
Lineage: Eukaryota; Fungi; Ascomycota; Sordariomycetes; Amphisphaeriales; Sporocadaceae
Product: ribosomal protein S5 domain 2-type protein
Exons: 2
Coding region: 1-927 (308 amino acids)
Biological process (GO): U4 snRNA 3'-end processing; nuclear polyadenylation-dependent mRNA catabolic process; U1 snRNA 3'-end processing
Cellular component (GO): nuclear exosome (RNase complex); cytoplasmic exosome (RNase complex)
Source: RefSeq, a predicted model, not a curated record
AUGGCUUCGACUGAAUCAUUGACGCUCUCGAGCGCCACAUUCGCUAAGCUUUCCCCCCACCCAUUCCUGCUUGCCAACCUUCAACCUCCCUCAGGCACGUCUAUUCGUACAAAUGGCCGCCAGCCAAAACAAGCCCGACAGCCCUAUAUCAACACUUCUUCUCUAUCGCAUGCCCAUGGAAGUGCAGUCGUACGCACUGGCGAUACCACAGUAAUAUGCGGCGUACGUGGCGAGACCUUGCUCACCUCUGCUAUUCCGAAUUAUCGUGCCCCAGACGACUUGACUGAUGCAAACCUGAACGAGGCCAAGGACUAUGACUUACUGGUCCCCAACAUCGAGUUGGCAACAGGAUGCGCGCCCAACUUCCUGCCGGGCGUACCGCCUACAACCCUUGCACAGACUCUGAGUACACGUGUCUACUCAUUGCUCCAUAGCUCCAAGCUCCUAGACGUUUCGCAACUGCGCAUCCACCAGCAUGCAUACUGGGUCUUAUACAUUGAUGUUCUGUUCGUCUCAUUUGACGGCAACCCAUUCGAUGCCGCCUGGGCAGCCAUUCUAGCAGCCCUGAGAGACACGAGGCUCCCCGAGGCAUACUGGGACCCCGACCGAGAAAUGGUACUGUGCAGGCAGAAGAAAUCGCCACUGAGCUUGCAUGGCUUCCCGGUGGCCACUACCGCAGCAAUCUUCACAGCAAAGGAGAAGCAAAAGAAGGGUGGCGGCAAGUACUGGACUCUCGUGGAUCCAGACAGACUGGAGGAGAGUCUGUGCGAUGAGAGUGUUACCGUUGUUGUAGAUCGCACGGAUGGCGAAACCAAGAUAUUGGGAUUAUCCAAGAGCGGCGGCAUUGUCGUUGGUCCUGAAGUCAUGGGCGACAUGGUUGCAAUAGCUGAGUUAAGAUGGGAGGAUAUGCAAAAGGCUACCAAGUGA